This is a messenger RNA of Meloidogyne enterolobii, 1035 nucleotides long. NCBI's taxonomy places the organism in Eukaryota, Metazoa, Nematoda, Chromadorea, Rhabditida, Meloidogynidae. The record is from the annotation of a GenBank genome assembly.
AAAAUGGCAGCUUUAUCAUGUCGAUUUUAUGAAAAUGAAUUUCCAGAUAUUGAAGAUACUGUUAUGGUUAAAGUCCAAAAAAUUGAAGAUAUGGGUGCUUAUGUAACACUUUCUGAAUAUGAUGGAAAGGAGGGAAUGAUUUUAUUAUCAGAAUUGUCACGUCGAAGAAUCCGUUCAGUCAAUAAAUUAAUUCGUGUUGGAAGAAGUGAAUGUGUUGUUGUUAUUAGAGUGGAUAAAGAUAAAGGUUAUAUUGAUUUGUCCAAAAGACGUGUAUAUUCCAAAGAUUUAAUUCAAUGUGAAGAUCGUUUUGCUAAAGCAAAGGCUGUUAAUAGUAUUUUGAGACAUGUUGCUGAUCAAUUGGGAUAUACAGAAAAUGAAAAGUUGGAAGAAUUGUAUCAAAAGACUGCUUGGCAUUUUGACAGAAAAUUGAAGAAAAAGGCUGCUUCUUUUGAAAUAUUUACCAAAGCUUUAACCGAACCAAAUGUUUUUGAUGAAUGCGGAAUUGAAGAUCCAAUAAAAAAUAAAUUGCUUGAAGAAAUUCGAAAAAAAUUAGCUCCAAAACCUCUAAAAAUCCGAGCAGAUAUUGAAGUCAGUUGCUUUUCUUAUGAGGGAAUUGAAGCGGUUAAAAAGGCUUUAAUUGCUGGUAAAAAAUGUUCAACUGAAGAAUUGGUUAUUAAGAUUAAUUUAAUUGCUGCUCCUCUUUUUGUUGUUACUACACAAACAAUGGAUAGAGAAGGUGGAUUUAAAGCAGUUCAGGAUGCUCUUGAUGCAAUAAAAACAACUAUAGAAUCAUUUGAAGGAAGUUUUAGAAUUAUUAUGGCGCCAAAAGUAUUGACUGAUUUGGAUGAGGAAGAAAUUAAAAAAAGAAUGGAAUUGCUUGAAGAAGGUGAUGAAGAAGGAGGAAGUUCUGAUGAUGAAGGUUUGGUGGCACCUAAAGGUUUGGAUCAAGCAGCUGAUAAAGAAGAGUCUAAUAGGAAAGAGAAGAAACAAAAAAAUGAUAAAAAUGAAGAAAGUGAUGAAGAAGAUGAUGAGUAA